Spea bombifrons (plains spadefoot toad) is the source of this 2765-nucleotide messenger RNA. RefSeq names its product protein S (gene PROS1). Gene Ontology annotation, cellular component: extracellular region. The transcript has 15 exons. The record is from RefSeq and is a predicted model, not a curated record. Gene Ontology annotation, molecular function: calcium ion binding. NCBI's taxonomy places the organism in Eukaryota, Metazoa, Chordata, Amphibia, Anura, Pelobatidae. The coding region runs from base 256 to 2280 and encodes 674 amino acids.
CAGUGAUCUCUGUGGAUACCUGACCCCCACGGAGCUUUGUUUAUGUACAGCUCAUGUUAGUUUACAGGGGAGGGAUGUUUCCUGGAAAUGCCCUGGGAUCAUUGGGCCUCCCUCCAGCCUCCCCUGCCACAGCUCCCCCCCAGCCCCACUGCACUGGAGGCGAGGCUGAGCUCAGCUCACACCCAGCUUCAGUGAUCAGUGAACAGGCCAGGGCUGGUUGGGGGGAUCCCGGUACCAAGCGCACCGUAUAACAGCAUGGCCCUACUGUGCAGGAUUUGGGCUUGUCUGCUGGCUUCGUUUGUCCUCCAUCAGGACAUCUUCUGCGAGGAUCGCACAUUUUUGUCUCAACAGCAUGCGUCCAAAUUCCUCAUGAGGAAGCGUCGAGCAAAUUCGUUUUUUGAAGAAAGUAAAGCAGGGAACCUUGAAAGAGAAUGUGUUGAGGAACUGUGCAAUAAAGAAGAGGCCCGGGAAAUAUUCGAAAAUGUUCCCGAAACAGAAUAUUUUUACCCAAGGUACUUAGCGUGCCUUGGUGCGCAUCGCACUGGGAUGUCUGGCAAACUUAGCUAUUUGAAUUUUGAUGGCCCUGCUGAUCUGAGGAGUUGCAUUAAUGCCCUGCCAGAUCAGUGCAGUCCACUCCCGUGUAAUAAAGACGGAUACCAAGAAUGCGUAGACGAGAAGGGCACAUUCAAAUGCAUCUGUAAACCGGGAUGGUCUGGUGAACUUUGCGACAUAGACAUCAAUGAAUGUGAUGAUCCGGAUAACGUGAACGGCGGAUGCAGCCAGCGAUGUGUGAAUUUGCAUGGAAGCUAUCGAUGUGCUUGUGAAGAUGGUUAUUACUUGCUUGCUAACAAACUGACCUGCAAUGACAGAAAUGAAUGUGAAUUCAAUCCAAACAUCUGCGGGAGCGCACAGUGUAGAAACACCCCGGGGAAGUAUGAAUGUGAGUGUGACAAUGGCUACCGAUAUAAUUCAUCCUCCAAGGCUUGUGAAGAUAUAGAUGAAUGUGUUGAGGAUAUGUGCAGCCAAGUCUGCGUUAACCGUCCCGGGAGUUACGCUUGUUAUUGUGACGGAAGAAAGAAACUGAAGCUCGCUGAAGACAAGAGAACUUGUGAAAUCAUCUCUGUGUGUAUGCCACUGAAUCUUGAGACAAACUAUGAGCUGCUAUACUUGGCUGAACAAUUCGCAGGUAUUCCGGUUGUAUAUCUGAGGUUUAAACUCCCAGAUGUAACAAGGUUUUCUGCUGAAUUUGACUUCCGGACAUAUGAUGCAGAGGGAAUCAUUUUAUAUGCAGAGUCUCCCGAUAGCUCGUCUUGGUUACUGUUAGCUCUUCGAGAUGGGAAGAUCGAAAUACAAUUCAAGAAUGAAUUAUGGACAAAGGUUACAUCUGGUGGCAAGUCCAUUAAUAAUGGAGAAUGGCAUAUAAUCUCCGUGGAAGAGUUUGAAAACAGCAUCAGUGUGAAAAUAGCAAAAGAAGCAGUUAUGAAUAUCAACAGCCCCAAAAUGCUCUUCAAACCCAUCAAUGGAAUUUUGGAAACCAAAGUCUAUAUUGCAGGAUUGCCACGGAAAGUGGAAAAUCUAAUAAAACCGAUUAAUCCACGAUUAGAUGGAUGUAUCCGUGGAUGGAACCUGAUGAAUCAAGGAGCGUUGGGCGUAAAGGAAGUGAUCCAGGAAAAACAGAGUAAGCAUUGCCUGGUGUCCGUAGAAAAGGGCUCUUAUUAUCCUGGCGGAGGAUUGGCACAAUUUCUCGUGAACUACACAGAUAAUACCGGAUCUGUUGACUGGUUAGUAAACGUUACCCUGAACAUUCGGUCGUCGACAGGAACUGGUGUUAUGUUUGCUCUGGUUGCUGGUGAGACUGUUCCCCUGGCCUUAGCUAUUGAAGACAUCUCAUCUGAGAUAGUACAGGAUAUCGUGGUCAGUAUACAUAGUAUUACCCUGGCUCGAGUGACAACAAAAAGAAUUUGUACUGCCAAAAACCUUCAAGUUAAUUUGCUGGUCACAAAAACAAAACUGGAAUUUAUAGCUGAUUCAUAUACUGAAAUCUCAUAUUCUCCCAAAGAGGAUCUGGAUAAACACCUUUCUGUUUUGGACCAAGCAAUGAAGGGACACGUUGAUACAUAUUUAGGAGGAAUACCAGACGUUCCACUCCCUGCUACUCCCAUCUCUGCAUUCUUUGUCGGCUGCAUGGACGUGACCAUAAAUCAUACUUUGCUGGAUUUAGACGAAGCCGUUUCCAAGCAAAAUGAUAUUCGCUCACAUUCAUGUCCUCUUGUUGCAUAGUUCUAAAGUAUUUUUUAAUGUUAUGGGAGAUUUUGCCCCUGAUUUUAUUUUAAUAGCCGCAACUACUACUGAAUAACCUCUUGAGUGACAUGUGCCAGGAAAUGUGUGUCUGUGAAAAUCAAGUGCCUUCAUUAAACUGUUUAUAUUUUAGGCUUUAGAAACAAGCACUUUUUUACAUUUACAUUUUGCAUUCCUUUUUAAAAUAAAUUUAAGGAAAACACAUUUUGCCGUAUAUGUUUAAAUGCCGAUAUGGGUUCAUUAGUGUUUUUGUUUCACUCUUUGUAUAUAUUAGAACAUAUUAGACAAAAAAAUUUAGUUUUCUUAAUGGUGACGCCAAAUGGGUAAGAGUUGAAAACUGAAAAGUAUUCAUUGAAAAUAUUUUAUGUACUUUUUUGUUAUAUACUGAAGCAACUUUAGAGACAUAUAUCUUGCACAGUCCAAAUAAAGUUGUUGGCUGUUUCAAUAAAAAUGCAAAAACAAUAAAA